GUGGGAUAUUUGAGUCCAUUGAAAGUGGUCCAUCUGGUGCUGAAGAACUGGCCUUUAAAUUUGCUUUAAACACAAUCAACAGAAACAGAACCCUACUGCCAAACACCACACUUACCUAUGAUAUCCAAAGGAUAAACAUCUAUGACAGUUUUGAAGCCUCCAGGAAAGCUUGUGACCAGCUUUCUCUUGGUGUGGCAGCCAUCUUUGGUCCCUCCCACAGUUCCUCUGCCAAUGCAGUUCAGUCCAUUUGCAACGCUUUGGGUGUUCCACACAUUCAGACCAAAUGGAAGCACCAGGUAUCAGACAACAGAGAUGUCUUCUAUGUGAGCCUAUAUCCGGACUUCUCCUCUCUCAGCCGUGCCAUCCUGGACCUAGUUCACUUCUUCAAGUGGAAGACUGUUACUGUGGUUUAUGAUGACAGUACUGGCCUGAUUCGGUUGCAGGAGCUUAUAAAAGCACCAUCUCGGUAUAAUAUCCGCCUAAAGAUCCGGCAGCUGCCUGCAGAGACCAAGGAUGCCAAGCCACUUUUAAAGGAGAUGAAAAGGGGGAAAGAGUUUCAUAUCAUCUUCGACUGCGGCCAUGAAAUGGCUGCUGGGAUCCUGAAGCAGCCAUGGGGAUGAUGACAGAGUAUUACCACUAUAUCUUCACCACAUUUGUUUGCACUGGACGUGGAGCCUUACCGCUUUAGUGGUGUGAACAUGACGGGCUUUAGGAUUCUCAACACUGAGAACAGCCAGGUAGCGUCCAUCAUUGAAAAGUGGUCCAUGGAGAGACUGCAGGCUCCACCAAAACCUGACUCUGGUCUACUGGACGGCUUCAUGACUACGGACGCCGCGUUGAUGUACGAUGCAGUGCAUGUGGUAGCCGUGGCUGUGCAGCAGUCUCAGCAGAUCACUGUCAGCUCAUUACAGUGCAACAGACACAAACCCUGGCGCUUUGGGAACCGCUUCAUGGCCCUCAUCAAAGAGGCUCAUUGGGAUGGUCUGACGGGGAGAAUUUCUUUCAACAGAACCAAUGGCCUAAGAACAGACUUCGACCUGGAUGUUAUCAGUCUGAAAGAGGAAGGGCUUGAGAAG
This is a messenger RNA of Austrofundulus limnaeus, 1076 nucleotides long. Its product is annotated as glutamate receptor ionotropic, kainate 2. The record is from RefSeq and is a predicted model, not a curated record. Gene Ontology annotation, molecular function: ligand-gated monoatomic ion channel activity. Gene Ontology annotation, cellular component: membrane. Lineage: Eukaryota; Metazoa; Chordata; Actinopteri; Cyprinodontiformes; Rivulidae.